AUGGCUGCUACCGAUGCCGAUCAGAAAUGCUCUUUGAAAGGGCUCCCGGCGGAGAUCAGAAACGACAUCUUCGCACUCGCGCUCACAGAAGACCGCCCUCUCGCCGUUUGCACGGACGACUGUCCACGAAUGUGGAGUCAGACACCGCGAGAAACCAAACUUUUCUACGCCCUGCCACGUUCAAAGCAAGAUUUGAGAGUCCAUUACGACAAGUACGGCGCGAGAGACGACAUCGGUCUGAAGGGCUUCUGGCUCUUGUGGCUAGCCAAACUCGAGAAGAGGCCUGCCGUGCCGGCUUUAGCCUUGACGUGUCCUCAGUUCUUCCGCGAGGCUAUGCCGGUGUUCUAUGCGGUCAACGAGUUUGUCUUGAGUCGAGCGUACUCGGAGGUCUGGUCGACGGCGUUGUUUGAGGUUUUGAAGAGGCUUGUGAAGUUGAAUGAAAUGCCGAAGCAGACGAUGCCAGUCAGACGUGUCUGCAUCCAUGUGGAGAACUGCGACAACGAGAGCGUGCCGUCAACGGAAGACGCAGGCAGGGUCUACAUCACGCACGACCUCAUUUCCGGACGCCUUCACAUAUCUCCCGAAGGGAUGUUUGAAGGACUGUGCCUUUGCGCAGUGCAUAAUCUCGCCGCUGGACUUCGAGGCGAGGAGUGUAUUGAGGAGUUUGUUCGUUUGUUUGAGGAGCACUUCUACCCACAGCUUGUCAAUCACCACAGGAGUGGAAUUCUUCUACGGACGAGAUGCGAGAGAUGCGGCAGUGAAGCGUGGGAGACUUGGGAGACUUUCUGUAUACGGACUGGGAGGGGGCAUUUGUUAACUUCGACUGUCGCUGUUGCGCAGGGUGAGAGAACACGAGAUGACGAUCGUGCACUUGUAAGUGAGUCGAGGCAGAGCGAUAUACGAGACUACUUCGUCAGGCCGUGA
Messenger RNA from Zasmidium cellare ATCC 36951, 924 nucleotides. RefSeq lists its product as uncharacterized. The transcript has a single exon. NCBI's taxonomy places the organism in Eukaryota, Fungi, Ascomycota, Dothideomycetes, Mycosphaerellales, Mycosphaerellaceae. The coding region runs from base 1 to 924 and encodes 307 amino acids. The record is from RefSeq and is a predicted model, not a curated record.